UGCUGAACGGAGCAUCCAUUCCGGCUGCAACCUCAGUGCAAACUUUUCAUCACCACAGAGUUGACGUGAUACCGCGCUGCCUAAAAUGGAUGACGCGGUGCAAUCAAUUAGCUAUAUUAAAACGGAGCUUAUUCCGGGUAUGGUGGAGAGGCAAGAGUUGACAAUUGAUGGCGCCCAUGAUAACGAUGGUGCUGCUGUGCGGUUAGAAUCUGUGGAAGCAUGGCCUCUGCAGGCGGAUGGAACGUUUAUGCUUACGAACUUGUUCAAAGCAAAAGUGGUGUUUAGCAACCGAAAUAGCCCCGAUGUGAGACAGGAACACCGCCUUGUGAUUAAAAUCACCCCCGCUGUCACUGAGGAAAUCUAUAUAAGCUGCCAAUUUGACACCCUGUUCGAGAAUGAAGCCCUCGCCUACACUGAUAUCAUUCCAGCACUAGGAAAAUCCGAGCUCUAUCCAAAGUACUUUUACUCGCACAGAAAACCCUUCAACGCCGUUAUGGUUUUGAGUGAUUUCUCCGUAGAUGGUUGGAAAAUGGCUCCGAUGGUUGUUAACCUGCCAUUGGAAUAUUGCUUAUUAGCAGCUCAAGAACUGGGUCGAUUCCACGGAGAGUGUUACGCCCUCAAAGAGCAGAAGCGGGACUUGUUUGAAAAUAUCAUAAACAAGUUCAAGGAAUCUCGUUAUGGUGCGGAUAUGCAGAGCUUGAAGUGGAUGGAAGUAAUGCGAACAGUACCGAAGCGACUUGUGAAGGCAGUCAGGGAAAGUAUUUUCAAAGACCUGAUCCCGGAAGAAUACCUGCAGAAGCUAGUCUUGGCGCUUGACGAUAUGUGGAAUAAGCUAAAACUAGCUGUUCAACCAAAGGAACCACUCGCAGUUAUUUGCCACGGGGACUUUUUGCGAAACAACAUGGCGUUCAAAUAUUGUGACAAAACGAACCCAGAUAAACCAACCCAUGUGAUGAUGUUUGAUUUCCAGACACUUCGAUACGCUUCUCCGAUGAUUGAUUUUGCAGUAUUUAUUGCCGUGUCAACUGGAUACGAUGUACGAAAGAAGCAUUUCGAAACCAUAUUCCGGACAUAUCAUGACAAGUUGGUGGAGACGCUUUGUUGUGUUACUCAAACCAAUCCUGUCGACUUACCUAAGCAUUACAGUUACGAGUCAUUCCAGAGAGAGUUUGCCACUUAUUAUACCUAUGGAUUCAAGAUUGCAAGCAGCUUUUUGAUGAUACUAUACGAACCGGUUGAUAACGUUAUGGCUAUGGAAAGUAUGACGGUCGAGGAGACAAUAGCGGACUCUAUGAGACGUGGUGGCCCAGCACUCGAUAGAGAAUUGGUCGCAAUGGUGUACGAAAUGUACAAAAUGCAUACGCGAUACAAUAUGGAUCCCGAAUAAAGUUUAAGGCUAUGUUCGAAGGAUUGAAAGUGUAAAAUGGUAAAUAAAUAUCACGAUAAACUGCAA
This is a messenger RNA of Toxorhynchites rutilus septentrionalis, 1453 nucleotides long. RefSeq lists its product as uncharacterized. The coding region runs from base 86 to 1387 and encodes 433 amino acids. Lineage: Eukaryota; Metazoa; Arthropoda; Insecta; Diptera; Culicidae. The record is from RefSeq and is a predicted model, not a curated record. The transcript is spliced from 6 exons.